Messenger RNA from Solanum tuberosum (potato), 1145 nucleotides. RefSeq names its product serine/arginine-rich splicing factor RS31-like. Gene Ontology annotation, molecular function: RNA binding. Lineage: Eukaryota; Viridiplantae; Streptophyta; Magnoliopsida; Solanales; Solanaceae. The record is from RefSeq and is a predicted model, not a curated record. Bases 88 to 804 code for a protein of 238 amino acids. The transcript has 6 exons.
GUAUUUAAGCUCAUUCUGCCCCGUUUGGGCACAAACUUUUUUAGGUUUUUAUCGUCUUCUUCGUAAAAGGUUUUACUGGAGGUGAAGAUGAGGCCUAUUUUUGUUGGGAACUUUGAGUUUGAUACUCGUCAGUCAGAACUGGAACGGUUUUUCUCCAAGUAUGGAAGAAUAGAGCGAGUCGACAUGAAAUCUGGGUAUGCUUUUGUCUAUUUUGAGGAUGAGCGAGAUGCAGCAGAUGCAAUCCGUGGGACUGACAACAUGCCAUUUGGUUAUGAAAGGCGCCGGCUGUCCGUGGAAUGGGCAAAAGGUGAACGUGGUAGGCAUCAUGAUGGCCCCAAGUCUGGUGGAAACCAGAGACCAACCAAAACAUUGUUUGUAAUAAAUUUUGACCCUAUUCGUACUAGGGUCCGAGACAUAGAAAAACACUUUGAACCUCACGGCAAAGUCCUUCAUGUUCGCAUCCGCCGCAACUUUGCAUUUGUGCAGUUUGAAAAUCAGGAAGAAGCCACAAGAGCUUUGGAGUGUACACACAUGAGUAAGGUCCUGGAUAGAGUGGUUUCUGUGGAGUAUGCAUUGAAGGAUGACGAUGAGAGGGGGGACAAAUAUAACAGCCCAAGACGAGAUUAUGGCAGGCAAAGAGAUAGUCCUUAUCGAAGGUCACCAAGCCCAGUGUAUCGUAGGAACCGACCAAGUCCUGAUUAUGGCCGACCUCGGAGUCCUGUUCAUAAUGGUCCAUCAUAUGACAGAUACAGGAGUCCACAGUAUGGAAGGUAUCGCAGCAGGUCUCCUGUCCGGAGGUCUUGAACUUGAGUCAGUUCAUUAUCUGGGAGAGCUUGUGCUGUCAUAAUGUAAAUGCUUGAUGCAGUCUGCUUGUGUAGGAGAAAGAUCUAUCUUUUAUCAGUGUAAUGGAUUAGCUGUUGCGUUUUGUUGCUUUAACUUAGUUGACUGUAGUUUGUGGAUUUAGCUGUUGGAACAUUGUGUAGUAGUAGUAGUAUCUCAUUGCCUAUGAAUGUUGGAGACCAUUUGGUAUUAGCUCAUAGAUAGGUUUGGUUGGAAACUUUUGCUCAAGUACGUAAAUCUGAAAUGCGAUAAAAAGGGGAUCCCUACAAUGAUCCUUUUUUUAAGUUGCUCUAUUUGUUCUACUA